CACUGAGCCGCAGGACUCCGCCUGAACCCGCUCCUCUGCGCUCCGGAUCAGAGGUAAACUGGUUCGCUUCUCUCCGGCUCGGAGCCCCCCUCUCAACCGAGGACCCGACGCAGAACCCGGAUUUGCCCAAACUGGAUUCUCGUAGCUCGUCGCCAUGCGUGCCCGGGUUUAGGUUCUCCAUGGAGCUCUCGAACCUGUACGAGGUCGCGCCCCGGACCCUGAUGAGCAGCCUGCCCCACGGCCAGCAGCCCUCCUCCGGCUACAGAGAGCCGGCAGACCUGGGCGGGGAGAUCGGGGACAGCGAGACCUCCAUCGACCUGAGCGCCUACAUCGACCCGUCGGCUUUCAACGACGACUUCUUGGCCGACCUGUUCCACCACAGCUCCCGGCAGGACAAGCUGAAGACCGUGACCGGGGACUACGAGCCGGCUCCGUGCGGCGCGGGGCCCCAGCACCACUACAUGGCCAACUACAUGGAGUCCAAGCUGGAGCCGCUCUACGACCACAACCCGCAGCGCCUCCGGCCGGUGGCCAUCAAGCAGGAGCCGCGGGACGAGGACGUGAACCCGGGUCUGCCGCCCACCUACCACCCCCCGCAUUCCCAGCAGUACUCCCAGCAUUCCCAGCCGCAGCAGCCGCACCUCCAGUACCAGAUCGCGCACUGCGCGCAGACCACCAUGCACCUCCAGCCGGGCCACCCGACACCCCCGCCGACCCCGGUUCCUAGUCCGCACCAGCACCACCAUCACCACCCGCAACAUCACCCGCAGCAGGGCGGCCUGAAGCUGCUGGAGCACCGGGGAGGCGGCGGCAAGUCCAAGAAGAACGUGGACAAGGGGAGCCCGGAGUACCGGCUGCGGCGCGAGCGCAACAACGUGGCCGUGCGCAAGAGCCGAGACAAGGCGAAGAUGCGCAACAUGGAGACCCAGCACAAGGUGCUGGAGCUGGCCACCGACAACGACCGGCUGCGGCGGCGCGUGGAGCACCUGACCCGCGAGCUGGACACGUUACGGGGCAUCUUCAGACAGCUGCCGGACGGCUCCUUCAAACCCAGCUGAGAGACCGGGACCGGACCGAAUCCGGACCGGUGCGCUGCUGGAUUUACACUCACUAACGGUUCUACACGUCUUCAUGUGUGAGAGGAGACUGAGGCAGCUGGACUCACCUGAGUCCUGAGAGACAACAAUAGGAACGUUUGGUCGCGUGGACAGACGCACCUGAAACAGGUGAUCCGAUCCGGUCUCACGUCUCUUCAGGAGGACUAACGACCAGUGGGGUCUCUGUAUGUCUUGUGUCUGUGCCUCCUUAUAAAGCCAAUAAGCUCGUCCCCGCAGCUCCCCCGAGGAGCGCUUGUUUCGGUGCACAGGACCACCAGCGGUCUUCAUCCUGGUCUGGACCCCCUCAAGGUCUCCACUGCCUCCAGGUCUGUCUCAUGUAAAGGAGGAGUGAUGAUGAUGAGGAGGGGGGUGCUUCUUCAUCUCAGAAACAAGGUUUCUGUUCUCUCUUCUUUAGUCAACAAUUUGUUUAAAAACGAUGAUAAUAAUAAUAAUAAUAAUAAUAAUAAUAAUAAUAGUUAUGAAAUGCCAAAAAGACAAGAACAAACUCAUAGAAACUGGAACAGUCUGUGUCUCCUGUGGACAUCUCACACACACAUAUACACACACAUACACACACAUAUACACACGCACACAUGCGGGCACACACAUUCACACACAGACACACACACUCUCACACAUGC
This is a messenger RNA of Cyclopterus lumpus (lumpfish), 1738 nucleotides long. It is a transcript of the gene cebpa, whose product is annotated as CCAAT enhancer binding protein alpha. Gene Ontology annotation, biological process: myeloid cell differentiation; regulation of transcription by RNA polymerase II; DNA-templated transcription. The transcript has a single exon. Gene Ontology annotation, molecular function: RNA polymerase II cis-regulatory region sequence-specific DNA binding; DNA-binding transcription factor activity, RNA polymerase II-specific. Bases 180 to 1058 code for a protein of 292 amino acids. The record is from RefSeq and is a predicted model, not a curated record. Lineage: Eukaryota; Metazoa; Chordata; Actinopteri; Perciformes; Cyclopteridae.